GUUGAUAAGCGUUUGAUCCUAGGUGCCUUGCCAACCCCUUCUUAUAUCAAGCAGCUGCAUGCACGAGAUAAUCUAUGUACUAUUAUCAACAUGUGUGCUGAAUUCCCGGGAUAUUUGUCUCUGUACGACGAACUAUCAAUUCAACAAAUUAGACUACCCACUACAGAUUUCAGUAUUCCGACUGUAAACGCGAUUACCAAAGGAGUCAAUUCAAUUAUAGACACGAUGGAAAAUAAAGAUGGAGUAGUAUACUUGCACUGCAAAGCUGGAAGAGGUCGAAGUGCGGUGAUUGCACUGUGUUAUCUGCUUAGAGUCUAUCGCUUGACACCUGUAGAAGCACAAGAAGUACUACUAGUAUGCAGACCACAGGUAAGG
Messenger RNA from Phycomyces blakesleeanus NRRL 1555(-), 375 nucleotides. RefSeq lists its product as hypothetical. The annotation marks the transcript as partial. The record is from RefSeq and is a predicted model, not a curated record. The transcript has 2 exons. Gene Ontology annotation, molecular function: protein tyrosine/serine/threonine phosphatase activity; phosphatidylglycerophosphatase activity; phosphatidylinositol-4,5-bisphosphate 5-phosphatase activity. Lineage: Eukaryota; Fungi; Mucoromycota; Mucoromycetes; Mucorales; Phycomycetaceae. Gene Ontology annotation, biological process: protein dephosphorylation.